Molecule: messenger RNA, 1936 nt
Organism: Spea bombifrons (plains spadefoot toad)
Lineage: Eukaryota; Metazoa; Chordata; Amphibia; Anura; Pelobatidae
Gene: WDR37
Product: WD repeat domain 37
Exons: 15
Coding region: 147-1715 (522 amino acids)
Cellular component (GO): preribosome, large subunit precursor
Molecular function (GO): protein binding
Source: RefSeq, a predicted model, not a curated record
CGGGACUUCCGUUGUCAAGGCAAAUGUCCGGAGCUGGGGUUUCGUGUGUUGGUGAGUGAAGAGGAGGAGGAGGCUGAAGGCAGCGGCUGCCCGUUCUGUUACACAGUUUGCAUUGAUCGUGUUUGGAGCCACAUAACGAAGAGAAAAUGCCCACCGAAAGCGGAAGCUGGGCAGCAGCGCGGCAGACCAAGCAGAAACGCAAAUCGCACAGUCUGUCCAUCAAGAGGACCAACAGCUCCGAGCAAGAACGCCCGGGCCUCCAGAGGGACAUGCUGGAGGGGCAGGAUUCCAAGCUGCCCUCCUCAGUCCGGAAUACACUCAUGGACCUCUUUGGGCAGAUAGAGAGAGAAUUCGAGAACCUGUAUAUCGAAAACUUGGAACUACGUCGUGAAAUCGAUACGCUGAAUGAGCGCUUGGCAGUAGAAGGACAAGCCAUCGACGGGGCUGAGCUGAGUAAAGGACAAAUGAAAGCAAAAGCCAGCCAUAGUACCAGUCAGCUUUCCCAAAAACUGAAGACCACGUAUAAAGCUUCCACCAGCAAGCGCUCACAUUUUUCCCCAUGCAAGGCAGGCCGGCCUCGCCACUUCAGAGUCAGAAGCUGGGAAAUAUGGGGUGGAGACAACUGGAUUGUUUCAAGUUUUAAGGCUACAACCUCUCGGGCUGUAUGCCAGCUGGUGAAGGAGUACGUCGGACACCGCGAUGGACUGUGGGAUGUCAGCGUGACCCGGACUCAGCCGGUGGUGUUGGGAACAGCUUCUGCCGAUCACACAGCGCUGCUUUGGAGCAUCGAAACUGGAAAAUGCCUUAUGAAGUAUGUCGGCCAUGCUGGAUCAGUAAACUCCAUAAAGUUCCACCCAGCAGAACAGAUUGCUUUGACAGCAUCUGGUGAUCAGACGGCUCACAUCUGGAGGUAUAUGGUGCAGUUACCAGCGCCGCAGCCGACAGCCGACACAAGUAUAUCCGGAGAAGAGGAAGUGGAUUUCUCUGAUAAAGACGAAGCGGAUGUGGAUGGAGACGUUUCCAGCGAAUGUCCAACGGUCCGAGUCGCGUUGACCUCUCUGAAGAGCCACCAGGGGGUAGUCAUAGCGGCAGACUGGCUGGUCGGGGGAAAGCAAGCGGUCACGGCCUCGUGGGACAGAACGGCAAACCUGUACGACGUGGAGACGUCGGAACUCGUUCAUUCUCUCACAGGUCACGACCAGGAAUUAACCCAUUGCUGUACGCAUCCCACCCAGCGCCUGGUGGUGACGUCGUCCCGUGACACAACGUUCCGUCUGUGGGAUUUCAGAGACCCUUCGAUACAUUCUGUGAAUGUCUUCCAGGGCCACACAGAUACCGUGACGUCCGCUGUGUUCACGGUGGGUGACAAUGUUGUCUCGGGCAGCGACGACCGCACGGUGAAGGUUUGGGAUUUAAAAAACAUGAGGUCGCCAAUCGCAACGAUCCGUACCGAUUCCGCGGUGAACAGGAUAAGCGUGUCUGUGGGCCAAAGGAUUAUUGCCCUCCCCCAUGACAACCGACAAGUCCGGUUAUUUGACAUGGCAGGUGUUAGAUUAGCUCGCCUUCCCCGCAGUAACAGACAGGGCCACCGUAGGAUGGUUUCCUGUUCCGUCUGGAGCGAAGAUCACACUACCUGCAAUCUGUUCACCUGCGGCUUUGACCGUCAGGCCAUAGGAUGGAAUAUCAACAUCCCCGCGCUGCUGCAAGAAAAAUAAAGCCGGGGCGGUCCCGCUUCGUGAACAUUUUAAGUUAAAAGCAGGCGGCCGUCUUUACCAGCCUGUCCUUGUUGUGAUAUGCCCCCCCCCAGAGCUGAGUUCUUUGUACACAUUGUUUAUGGAUCCCAACAUUUGCAUGAAGUGUGUGGGGUGAGAACAAAACCAAGACGCCCCUUUUUUUCAGUUUUGGUGAUAAAAUGUUUGAUUUGGGAUCACAUACA